AUGGGAUGCUAUACAGACAUUGUAGCAAGAGACAAGAAAAAGGAUUGCAAAUUGAAAAUGGAAGAUUCUUACAACAAAACUCAAGGCAUAUGCUCUGAAGUUAAUGUUAAUGAUGUGAUCAUAGAGAAAAAUGCUCUUCAUGUCAAUAGAAGUCACAAUGAAUGUGAUAAUUUGAUGGGAAAAGUAUUCAACAACGACGAAGAAGCGUAUAAUUUUUAUAACGAGUAUGCUAUUAGAACGGCUGGAUUUUUAUCAUCACAACGGAGUGAAAGCACUAACAAUGUUUUGGGAGAUGUGGCAAACAAAACUACUUCACUCGUGGAAUUUGUUAAAUCAUUUGAGAAAAUUAUUAAGGGAUGGCGCUCUUCCGAGGUCGAAGAGGAUUUUCGUUGUAAUCAAAGUUGGCCUCCUCAAGCAAUUAAAGGUAGUGGGAUUUUAAACCAUGCAACAAAUGUUUAUACUCACAAACUUUUCAAAUUGUUUGAGGAGGAGUUCAAGAAUGCCAUAGGAAAUUUUUGA
Molecule: messenger RNA, 519 nt
Organism: Dovyalis caffra
Lineage: Eukaryota; Viridiplantae; Streptophyta; Magnoliopsida; Malpighiales; Salicaceae
Source: the annotation of a GenBank genome assembly